GGUGCCAUAUUUUCUGACGUUUUGUGCUUCUGCAACGAUCACGUUACAUUAAUAGAAAGGCAACAAGCUGGGUGUCGGUUUCUAUAAUCCUUAGACUGCUGGGACUUGUAGUUCUCACAUCGCUAGAGCUACUCUUGACCCACUUGCUCGCCAUGUGGCGCGCACAGUAAGCGGGGACACAAACUUUGCAACCUCCGGCUCACUGUGUGCUGUGUGUGUGUCGGCCAUCAUGUCAUUUUGUUUUAACUUCGAAGUUCUGGCACAAUCAACAAACCCGGACGAUGUGGAUGGAAAUGAACUGCAAAGUGACAAGAAAGAAAAAGCUGCUAAAUAUAUGGAGGAUGAAGCCAAACCAGCAGAGCCAGUAAAAGAGGCCAAAGAGCACCUUCCACUAUCCGACCCCCAGCUCCUCCUUUGGGAUGCUGUCACAGAAACGGUUACCAUAGGAACCCUUCCCCCUCUUCACUACCUGAAUGAGACCGUUUUUGAGAAGACGGCCUCGGAGAGAGAGGACGAGGAGAAGAUUCUCUCUCGCACCGUGGAGCAAAGGUCCGAUCUCAUCUCCGGCGUGUACGAGGGAGGGCUCAAGGUGUGGGAGUGUACUUACGACCUUCUGGAGCUGAUUGAGAAAGAGGGGGAGACUUUUGGGGGGAAGGCUGUUCUGGAUUUGGGCUGCGGUGCAGGGCUGUUGGGGAUAUUGGCUCUGCAAAGAGGAGCCAGGCAGAUCCACUUCCAAGAUUAUAACAGUACAGUUAUUGAACAGCUCACAGUGCCAAAUGUAAUACUAAACUGCCAAGAGGACGAUGAAGUAGAGAGCGAAGAAGACAAAGAAAGGAGAGGCGAGGGGAAAGUACAGGAGGAAGAUGGUUGUAAAAAGAAAGUGACAGAGAAACUAAAGAUCAAAGAUGGCAGCCCACCAACGAAGAAAAGAGCUGCAGACCUAUCCCAGCACCUUUUACUAGCCAAGUGUCGUUUCUUCUCUGGCGACUGGAGCACGUUUCUUGCUUUGGUUAAAAAGGAGGACCCACAACCCAAAUACGACAUUAUAUUCACUUCAGAGACUAUCUACAACACUGCAUACUACCCAACGCUGCACGAGACCCUCCACAAACUGCUCGCACCAGACGGACUGGUCUACCUCGCCACCAAAUCCCACUACUUCGGUGUGGGCGGUGGACUGCACCUGUUCGAGACGUUUGUGGAGCAGAGGGGUGUUUUCUCUUUGGAUCACCUGUGGGAUGGUGAAGAAGGACUUCAGAGACAUGUAGUCAUCCUUCGUUUUAAGAAUGUCAAAGAGAACUUGAUUAGGUAAAGCAGCUGGGUUUGAUACGCAGCUUCAUUCAUGUUAUAACUGACACUCAGUUACACAGUUAAAUAAAAUUAAAAAAAAUAUCUUACCUCAACUGUGGUAAAACGAGGAAGAGCUGUAAUAAAACAUGCUGUC
Messenger RNA from Anoplopoma fimbria (sablefish), 1444 nucleotides. RefSeq names its product methyltransferase like 18 (gene mettl18). Lineage: Eukaryota; Metazoa; Chordata; Actinopteri; Perciformes; Anoplopomatidae. The transcript is spliced from 2 exons. Bases 230 to 1312 code for a protein of 360 amino acids. Gene Ontology annotation, biological process: peptidyl-histidine methylation, to form tele-methylhistidine. Gene Ontology annotation, molecular function: protein-L-histidine N-tele-methyltransferase activity. The record is from RefSeq and is a predicted model, not a curated record.